Molecule: messenger RNA, 3006 nt
Organism: Melanaphis sacchari
Lineage: Eukaryota; Metazoa; Arthropoda; Insecta; Hemiptera; Aphididae
Product: coiled-coil domain-containing protein 39-like
Biological process (GO): cilium-dependent cell motility; cilium movement; inner dynein arm assembly
Cellular component (GO): axoneme
Source: RefSeq, a predicted model, not a curated record
ACUCUGUAUACUUUCAAAGGCUCUUUAAUUUAAUUACUGAUUUAAACUAAUUGUACGGUUCCGAAUAUCUAGUAAAAAUGGCUUACGACGGCCAGGUAAUAGCAGACAUAAUGAAGGACAUUGGCUGUGGUGAUGGCUUUCACGUACCGGUGGCAAAUGAAGAAAAUCAAUCACUUGAAAAUGAGAUAAAAGAAUUGCUAAAAAAAAAAGCGGAACUAUUGGUUACUGAUGAAUCAUUGGAUAAUGAAUUACGUGAUAAUAAAAAUAUAUUAACCAACUUAUCAUCUCAUGAGGUUCAAAAUCAGAAAUUGAUCAUAGCAAAUCGUCAACAAUAUGAGACGGAACAACAUAUGCUGAUAGCAGCUCAAAAAGACAACGACUAUUUAUCUCGGGAAAAUAAAGCAUUGAAACAAAAUUUAAAUGAAUUGAUUGAAAAUCAGAAUAAAAUGGAAAAUGAGUUGGUAAAAAACGACGAACAAAUUAAAAAAUUGAGGGAAACUAUCGAGUGGGGUGAAGAAACACUUUUGGCAUGGAACAACGACUUGACCAAACGAUGUACGGAUGUAAAUAUUCUUGAGACAUAUCAUCUAGAGGAUAAUAACAGGUUUAAGGAAUUAGAAUUACGAAGACAAUAUCUUCAAAGAGAUGUAAUUGAAAGAGAGUCUAUCGUGGAAAAAGAAGUAAGUGAACUCCUUCAAGUAGAAAGAGAACUAGAACAAACUGCUAAGUUAACUAAACAAGCACAACAUGAAAGAAACCAUCGCCUUGAACAAUGGGAGAAUGCUGCUAAUUUUUUAAACUCUAAUCAAAAAGAUUCGCAGAAUACCGUUGAAGAAAUAAAUAAAAUUAGAUUUGCUGCACGUGAAGUGUAUGAUAACAUGAAUGAGAAUAAACAAAAGUAUCAAGAAUAUUUGGAGAAAAAUGAAGAAUUAGAAUAUAAAAUUGAAGAAGUAAUUAAAGUCAACAAUGAGCUGAAGUUAUCAACCAUUAAUAAGCUUUCGGAAACUGAAGAUUUACAAUCAGAGGUAUUGUCUGUUCAAAAAGCUCUUAGUGCUGUGGGUAAUAAGUUAGAAAACGAACGUACAAAACGUAAGCAUAUGGAAAAUGAAUUAACAAAGUUGAAAACUCAAAUACAACAAAAAGAAAAAGGCUUGGCAAAAGUAAAGGAUGAUUUGUCUAAAAUCAAAAACCAGUCUAUGACCACGGAGGAGAGGUUAAAUGAACUAAAUUUGAUCUACAAUCAAAAAAAAUCUGAAGCAGAAAAAUUCUUAUCAGAAAAAAAUAAAAUGCUUACUGCCGCGUAUAAUAUAAGAAAUGAGAUAAGUCAGGAAAAAAUUAAUAUCGAUUUGUUGACAAAUCAAUUAGAUCGAACUUGUAACAAACAAAAUAUAUUGAGUAAAGAAGAGUCGAAAAUAAAAAAACUGAUUUUGGAAAAAAAAGAAAUCAUAUACAACUUGAGCUUUCAACUCGAAACUAAACGUAUAGCAAUUGCUGAAUCCAAAGGAACAACGGAUAUUGAAGAAACGAAAGUUUUGCAAGAAAAGUUACAAAAAUGUAAUGAAGAGUUAAGUCAGGCCUAUGAACACCAACGUGAGUUGGAAAAGCAAUUGAAAUCGACUGAAAGCGAAACCCGACGUAUAACUAAACAAAUUGAAAAAAAUGCCGAAGAAUUAGAAAUGCUUCGAAACCGAGUAGAAGAGUUGAACGUUACCAAUGAAGGAGGUGUAAAACAAAUUCAAGUCUUAAAGGAAACAAAUCAUCGGUAUCAUAUGGAAGAAAUGAUGGUGAAGCUCAAGAUAGAACAAAUGAAGAAGUUAACGGACAACGAAUGUGAAAAAGUGUAUUCGUUGGCUCAGCAGCGCGAAGAAUUAACUGUGAGCAUAAACAAUAGGAAAAGUGAAGUAUCAGAAAUUUAUAAACGAAUCAACGAGGAGAAAAAAUUGUUGUCAGAUGAAAAGUCAACGAUAAAACGCAAGCUGGAUUCGUUGGUUCAGUACAUUGAACAGCGAAAGACCAAACAUCAGAUACUUUUGUCUACGAUGGGUGGGGCUUCGACGACAGUGGAUGACGGCGAUGGCGAUUGCGACGAUACAGAUUCAGAUUUAUCUUCGUUUAGGAUUAGUGAGCACCGGAUCCGGGUGGCCCAAGAAAAGCUCGAGUUGCAGGAGACUGGUGACCGACUGGACGAGCGUGUGCAGAAGCUGGAGACUGAGAUCCGAGCUAUGGAGAAUACAUUGCGCGUACUCAAUGCCAACAAUAAUUGUUACAAGUCCGGAAUGUCUUCCGUUAACCCGGCCAGCGAAGAAUACAAAGAAAAGAUUGCUUUAGAGGAGACUUACGAAAAACUCAACAGCAUGUGGCUGCAGAAAAAAAAAACGCUUGAAAAUUUAGAGAACGAGAUUCAAGAUCUAGAAGUAAAGUAUAAAACAAUCAAUGAAGAACUAGGAAACUUAAUCAAUAUUCGAGACAUUAAAGACAGUGAACGUGAACGUGUGCUCAAAGAGUCUAAUGAACAAAUAAUGAAACUAAACCGAGCAAAUAACCGAAUCGAGUUUGAUAUGAAAACAAUUGACAAGUGUUGUAAUCCCGAAAAACGGAGUGCACUUGAAUUAAUAAAACGGGAUAUCGUAGUGAGGAUGAUGAAAAAAGUGAAUAAAUGUGUUUUGGAGCAGUUGUCGGAAAUGUCUGUUCGACAUAUCGGAGUUGAACCGACCGUCAAGCAAUAUCUAUCAGAAAAGAACUUAGAGCUACCUGCUGUGUCCGGUCUAUUUUUAAAUCAAGUCAAAUCCAGUUGUGGUUCUAGUUCGGUGUCAUUGAUUAGCAGCAACUCCAGUGUUAAAAGUUAUUCAGACGAAGACAAGCAGUGUUCGUACUCUGUAGUGAACUUAGGACCUGCGGCUUUAAGUGGCUCCAUUAAAUCCGGUACAUCAAUUGUGACGAAACGAAACAAAUGAAGAAACGUUUUAAUUUUACGGAUAAAUAUAUUUUUAAUUUGAGUGCAUGUGA